Messenger RNA from Camellia sinensis, 786 nucleotides. The record is from RefSeq and is a predicted model, not a curated record. NCBI's taxonomy places the organism in Eukaryota, Viridiplantae, Streptophyta, Magnoliopsida, Ericales, Theaceae.
AUGGCCAUGACUGAUGGCAUUGACCCAGAGCUUGCUUAUAUCAUUACCCAUGAGAGAAGGCAUGGGUUAGGACUACCUUAUAGGGGUUCUAACAGUUGUAGGCAGGCGACAGAUGAUGAACUCGUGCAAGCUUGGGCGCGUGGGUGCGUGGGUGAAGACAUUAUCAUGGUCCCUGAUAGACUUCUCAUGAGCGACAUGGACGAAGUUGCUUUGCCUAAGGUGAUUGUCAGUGAUGAUGCUGAUGCUGAUGAUGAUGAUGAUGAUGAUGAUGUGCUUGAUGGCCCUCUUGCUUACUCUUCUACUAGUAGCAACAUUUUCAGCAGUAGGGCUAGUGGUGAUGACGAUGGCCUUGGCGAGGGUGCCUCCAAUAGAGGCAGAGGCAGAGGCAGCGGUGACCAAGUAAUAGAGAGCUUUUCCUUCUCGGAGAGGACUCCUACUACUUCUAGGGAGGAAGACCUCGUCACUGAUGAGACAUCUGAGGAUAGUGAGGGGGAUGCGAGCAUUGAUAUUGAGCACUUGGAGGGCAGUGACGCUGGUGGAGAUGAUGAUGAUGAGGAGGAGGGCAAUGAGACAGGUAGUGGCUCUAAUGAGGAUGACUACGAAGAUGAUGCCAGUGGCAAUGAGAGCGGUAGUGGCUCUAAUAGAGAUGAAAGAGAUGAGGCUGAGGGUGAGAUAGUAGUCGAGGCUGAGGUUGAGGCAGUCACUAAGGUUAAGGGCAGUCGUGCUGAUGGGGACGACAUUGGGGUUCCACCGGUGAAGAGGAUGAAGAGGGCGAGCCGACCCUGA